AUGCCCAGUUUCAAGGAAGCAUUUGCCUUGUCCAAAGAUGAGGUCAGGUUGGCUCGACCAUUAGGCACUAUUCGAGUGACCGAUUAUAUCCAGUCACGACAUGACGGAAGGUCACUCCGACACCCCCAGCCCUCUGCGGACUCUAUGGACCCCUUGAAUUUGUCCUUCAAGCUGAAGAUAGCAUCUCUCGUCUGCAUGUCUACCUUCGGAUUUCUCUCAAAUUUUACCUCCUCGUCCAUAACAAGCGCCAUCCCGCUUCUGGCGACCCCUCUCGCUUUCAAUCCUCCAGUGCCGGUCGGACGUCUAACCCAUCUGGUAGCAGUGAACGCGAUCAUGCUCGGUGUAUCGAAUCUAUUAUGGGUUCCGGUAGCCAACACGUUUGGACGACGGCCGGUGAUUCUCCUGGGAACAUUGCUUCUCACGGUAUUCUCUAUCUGGGCUGCGGUUGCGAAGAGCUUCGAUAGCCUGCUUGCAGCACCAGGGACGAGCCAUGGUAUCUUAUCCCCCUGGUUCCGAGAACCCUUUCAUAGCUGUCCAGGGUUAAUUACUCAGCAUAAGGGAUUCUACACGGUCUUCCUUGCCCUAGGCCCCCUGGUCGGCGGGGUCGUAGGUGGAUACAUUGCCGGAAAUCUAGGUAUACCGUGGAUCAACUGGAUAAAUGCAAUCAUCUCCGGCGCUCUCUUCGUCACCUGCUUCUUCUUCCAGCCGGAGACUCUGUUCAACCGCGACGAUCCGCAACCCAGCGAAGUGGCGGAAGCCUCAGUAGGCCCUGAGAAGUCUGAGGAUCUUCAAGAAGUCGAGAAUAUUUCACCCCUCAGCCUCAGUCAACAGCGCUUCUCUUACACAAAAUCCCUCGAAGUUGGCGUCUACUGCGCAGCGUUAAGGACACAAUUUCUCCGACCCUUUCUAACCCUUCGGCUCCCUGGAGUGUGGCUCGUGAUGCUCUGGUACGGCGGCUUGGUAGGAGGCAUUGUUGCCCUUUCGGCUGUCGGCCCCACAAUCCUAGCAAUGCCGCCGUACCUCUGGGGCGUGAACGCUGGCUGUAUCAACGUGGGAGGCAUCAUCGGCGUCCUUAUUGGCUUCCUCACGACAGCUGUAUUUUCGGAUCGUGUUAUCUCCUGGCAGAGUAAGAGGUCUGCAACCGCAUGCAUCGAGGCCGAAGCCCGCCUGUCGCUUGCAAUUCCCGGGUUAUGUCUCGCCGUGGCGGGCCUCUGGACAUUUGGGUUCUGCGCCGAUCACCCGGCCCCCCAUAUGUGGAUUGGGAUGGAGUUUGGGCUGGGUAUGCUCUGUUUUGGUAUAAUGAUGGUUCCAUCUAUAGGAUUCAACUACCUCAUCGAAUCCUAUCACCACCUCGCCCCAGACGCCUUCGUCGCGAUCACAUUCUUAAGGGGGAUCAUCAGCUUCUGCUGGACAUUUUUCGUUAGCGACUGGGUCACAAACGCCGGUGCCGCGGUGCCAUUCGGGGUCUUUGGCGGAAUGAUGGGUGCGUCCGCUCUGCUCUUGAUUCCGGUUUUGUUUUGGGGGAAGCGGAUGCGCAUUGCAACUGAGAAGUGGGUUCGUUGA
Molecule: messenger RNA, 1563 nt
Organism: Penicillium riverlandense
Lineage: Eukaryota; Fungi; Ascomycota; Eurotiomycetes; Eurotiales; Aspergillaceae
Exons: 5
Coding region: 1-1563 (520 amino acids)
Biological process (GO): transmembrane transport
Molecular function (GO): transmembrane transporter activity
Source: RefSeq, a predicted model, not a curated record